AUUCAAAAAAAUAAAUUGGAUUCAAUUAUGAAAUGUUUAUUCUUCGUUGAUAGCUCUCUUCUUUUAAGCUUAUGCCGUAGAAGCGGCUAUUGGCGUUUUAUCUGCAUCUUCCCGACCAUGAGGGGGUUCCGUUUGGGAUGAACUCGCAAAGACUCGACCCGAGGACUUCCCUCGUAGAGUGGCGUCUUUUAUAAGACUCGAGUUUCUCAGCGGAACUCAAAAAAAAAAAAAGAGUUUGAGCUCUUUUGGCUUACUUUUAGCCACGCGGGGCGGCUAUCCGCAUGUGUCCUAAAGUGACGUCCAUUUUUUGGUAAUGGGUAUACUCGAGAGAGAAGUUUGGAAUUCGACCUCCCGCGGAAGUCUUAUCGAUUCUCUUAUCAUCGAAAAAACCAAUUCUUAAUUUUUUCAACAUCGAGAAAACGAAGACUUUCUUAACCACAUGAAUAGACUUAAGGAUAUGAAACCUGCGCCUCAGAUAAAGAUGACAACUGGAACAACUGGCCAUGACAAGCAGUGGUUCGAAGAAAAGAGGUCUAUCAGGAAAGGAAUAUGGGCUUUGCUCUAACCGAAGCAAUUGCAUCCUUUGCCCUCUUCUUCGCAAGUAAGCAACUGUUUUUUUUUCUCAUCCGUAUUCCGAUCGAGUUAAAGUGUUGAUUUUCAUUCAACCAACUAUCUUUUUGAAGCAGAUAGUUCACAGUGCUCAUUCUAUAGAUACUGGAAAAGCCAACUCAUGUUUCCACUCCAUUUUCAUUACGAAGAUGUAUCACGUCAGGAUCCGUUGCUCAAACCGAAUCACGCCAACGUUAUGGAAGUUCCUGGAUCGUGUGAAAUAAGAGUAAUACCAAAAAGACCCUCGUCUUUCAUAAUCCAAAAUGGAAAAUUGGCUAUGGAGAUUCCGCGCGGUCAGAGAUUCAUACAGACACAAAGGGGUUCGACAGGAAAGUCGUUUCGAUCCAAUCAAUUCUUGGGGUCAAAUAAAGACAAAGGAUAUGUCAGUGACCUAGCACGACAAAGCACUCUCCGAGGGCAUGGAAUGUCUAAUUUUUCGGUCAGAAUCUCGAUAGUAAUGUCUCUGUUAGAUUCUCCGGUCGAAAUACGGGAAAACUCCAUUCAAUUCUCGAUGGAAACGGAGUUUUGCGAAUUCUCCCCAGAACUGGAAGAUCAUUUCGAGAUCUUCGAACAUAUUCGAGGGUUCAAUGUGACUAUUGUCACUUCGGCCAACACACAAGAUGAGACUUUACCACCGUGGAGCGGCUUUUUUCAAAAAGAUGAGGGUCAGUAAGAUGUCGGAGAAGCUAAAUAUACGAGAUCACAAACGUAGAUUGCUCGCGGCUAAAUA
Messenger RNA from Vitis riparia (riverbank grape), 1339 nucleotides. Its product is annotated as 60S ribosomal protein L5, mitochondrial. The coding region runs from base 731 to 1282 and encodes 183 amino acids. Gene Ontology annotation, cellular component: cytosolic large ribosomal subunit; ribosome. The transcript has a single exon. Gene Ontology annotation, biological process: translation. The record is from RefSeq and is a predicted model, not a curated record. Gene Ontology annotation, molecular function: structural constituent of ribosome; RNA binding. Lineage: Eukaryota; Viridiplantae; Streptophyta; Magnoliopsida; Vitales; Vitaceae.